AUGAGAGAACAUAUAUUCGGAAAUGCCUUUGAAGAGAUACAAGGUCAGAUUGAGGUAUUGAAUCCAACAAAUUUAGAUGAGGAGCUCGAGGAGCGCGACUCCAUUGAGUUAGAAUUUGCCACUUUAAUAGCUACGGCUCAACAAUUUCAAACCGCUCAAGCAAGCAGUUCUAAGGCCAACGUUUUUGCUGCCACAAUAUCUGAGCGGAUUGAGACUGUUAAGGGUCACGCUCCCACUUGUGAGGUCUGUAAAGGCACACACCGAAUUUAUGAUUGCGAGAAUUUUAAAAGUAAAACUAUUGAAGAACGACAGGCGCUAGUGACUAAUUUAAGGCUUUGCCGCAACUGCCUCCGUAGGGGUCACGACGUAUAUUACUGUCGCGCGAGAUCUUGUCGCAAAUGUAAAAGGCGUCACAAUUCCUUAAUUUGUAGCAACGGUAAACAAUCAUGCCCUCAGGGCAAUGCUGCACCUGCAAUAGAAAAUGUGUCUCCUCCAGCAGCAGAGCUCACUGUUAACUUAGCUAGAGAUAAUGUCAAUAAGGUUACUCUUCUGUCCACAGCCUUGGUCGAGGCGGUUAAUCCAGUUAAUAAUAAAUCUGAAAUCGUGCGCGUCUUAUUAGACUGCGGCGCGGAGUCUAGCCUCAUAUCAAAGGGGUUGCAAGAUAAAUUAGAUUUACAGUCAACACCGGUGGAGCCUAUUAACUUAAUAGGAAUAGGCAAUGCAACUUCUCACUGUACAAACAAAGUUUGUUCUUUUCAUUUGAAAUCUUUGCACAGUGACUAUGUGGCGAAGUUGACAUGUCCGGUACUACCGGAACUCACAGGUGACAUCCCAAGGUUAUCAAUCAAUACAAACAACCUCAACAUUCCUUCCGAUGUUCAGUUAGCCGAUACAAAUUUUCAUAAAUCGUCACCAAUUGACGUAUUGAUCGGCGCUGAUCUAUUUUGGCACAUCGUAGGAUGCGAACGUCGAUCUUUAGGUUCAAACAAACCUUACCUAAUCAAUUCAGAGUUCGGCUGGAUUCUUUCUGGCCCCAUUUAUAUAGGAACUCGGCCCUCUAACUUAAAUUGCAAUUUCCAAGUUGUAAGUCCUCAAGCAGACAAUCUCGACAAGUUGCUUAUUCGAUUUUGGGAGCUGGAAGAAGCCUCGCCAAAGAAAUUAUUAAGCCCCGAUGAAAAGGCUUGUGAGGAACACUUCCAGGCUCAUACAACUCGAGAUUCCGCAGGCAGAUUUUGCGUGCGCCUACCCCUCAAGGACUCACCUAGCUGCUUGGGAAAUUCGUACAUCACUGCCAGGAAAAGAUUUUUAAACCUGGAGAAACGUUUUAGGGCACAACCCGAGCUCAAGGCUCAAUACAUUAAAUUCAUUAGCGAAUAUAUCAUUGCCCUGAUAGACCCACAAGAAAAUUUAACGCUAAGCGAAUCUACUAGCAUUUUAGGAUUGCAAUGGAAGCCUUCCACUGAUACCUUGAAUAUCGUGGUAAGCAUUCCAGAUCAGACAGGUGAUUAUAUAACGAAACGGUUGAUACUUUCACAUUCAUUUAAAAUAUUUGAUCCCCUAGGCCUUAUCAGCCCUUGUACAAUCCGACCUAAGGUACUCAUGCAGGAAUUAUGGCGUCGCAGCAUUGGCUGGGACGAACCAGUACCUUGUGACUUGCAGCAAACAUGGGAUGAGUUAAAACAGGACCUGAGCAAGUUAGAGUUCGCUCAGGUUCCCAGGUUAGCGCUUUGCGACUCACCUGUUAGCCUGGAGCUACACUCCUUUUGUGAUGCAUCUGCUACAGCACAUGGUUGUUGUCUCUAUAUGCGGUCCGGCAAUGAUAAUGGACAGGUAGUGGUUAGAUUGCUAUGCGCCAAAUCUAGGGUUAAUCCCAGCAAGCCGACUACGAUUCCUCGUUUGGAAUUGCUUGGAGCGUUGCUAGCUGCUCGGCUGUGCAAAUCUGUUCUCGAGUCCCUUCGGUGCAAGAUUUCACGCUGUGUCCAUUGGAGCGAUUCUAGCGUAGUGCUGGGCUGGUUACGCACCAACCCUAGCAAACUAAAGACAUUUGUUGCUAACAGAGUCAUAGAAAUCUCCGAGACUACUAAACCAGAAAAUUGGCGCCAUGUGCCUACAGCCUGCAACCCUGCGGACUUGAUAUCUCGAGGCACCAGGGCUAGCAGCCUCCUGGAUUCUGAUCUGUGGUGGUCAGGUCCAGAAUUUUUAAGUAAGGCAGAACCCUUUUGGCCAGUCAUGGGAGAGCAGGCUGAACGUGAACUACCUGAAAUAAAAAUUCAUUCUGUUCAAAUUUCUGAAAAUUUAAUACCUUUUGAAAGAUUUUCUAACUUAAUUAGGUUGAAACGUGCGUUUGCGUUUGCUUUGCGUUUCAUACACAAUGCUAGAAGCCCUAAAACAAAACGAGUUGGGCCUUUAACAGUCGAAGAAUUAGGUCAGUCUUUUACGCAACUUUGUAAAUUCGCUCAGCUUCAAUCAUUCUCGAAUGAAUAUCAUGCUUUAGCUAACAGCCGUGAUAUUUCAGCUCAAAGCAAUCUCAAAUCGCUCAGUCCUUUUUUAGAUAAAGAUGGCGUCAUGCGUGUUGGUGCCCGGAGUUGGGAAGUUGACGGUGCUACACCCCCGUGCCUCGGAGAGCACGUAAAGCCGUUGGUUCUGCGCCUUAACUCUCACUGGUCGUGUCGAGCAGUCGUCCCACUGGAGUAUGAGAGUGACAGAAGGAAUAGAGAGUGCACGUUGUGUCUGCGCGUACACCUGUGCACUAUAAUAUCUCCUGCGCAGUUGGCUAAUCUCAAUGAGAUUGGCCAGGAGAAGAUCAUAACUUUACUCAUGAUU
Molecule: messenger RNA, 2823 nt
Organism: Brenthis ino (lesser marbled fritillary)
Lineage: Eukaryota; Metazoa; Arthropoda; Insecta; Lepidoptera; Nymphalidae
Source: the annotation of a GenBank genome assembly